AUGGGCGUGUUCGACGGCCACUCGUCGCUGGAUGAAGACGGUUCCACCGCUGAACUGGCCAAGCUGCUGGACGCGCCGGUUAUCCUGAUUGCCGACGCCGGCAAGGUGGCGCGCAGUGUGGCGGCGGAGGUGCUGGGAUACCAGCAGUUUGAUCCUGAUCUCCGCAUCGCCGGCGUCAUUCUGAACGGCGUGGGCAGCGAGCGGCACCUGGAGUUUUGCCAGCCGCAGAUCGAGGCGACCACAGGACUGCCGGUGGUGGGAUGGCUGCCGCGGCGGGAUGACCUGGUGCAGCCGGAGCGUCAUUUGGGCCUGAUUCCAACGGUAGAGGGGACGGUGGUCAACGAAUGGUACGAGGCUCUGAACGCGCAGGUGGAGAAGACGAUCGACAUCGAUGCCAUCGCCCGCAUUGCCGCCGGCGCCGGCAAGCCGGGAACGGGCGCAUCGCAGGUGUUUCCGGCGGAUGCCCAACCGAAGCGGACGAUGAUUGCCGUGGCGCAGGAUCGGGCGUUCUCCUUUUAUUAUCAGGACUCGCUGGAUUUGCUGGAGGCGUGGGGCGCCGAAGUUGUGCCGUUCUCUCCACUGGAUGAUGAUCGGCUGCCUGAGGGUGGGCGGCGUAUAUCUGGGUGGAGGGUUUCCGGAGCUGUUUGCCGAUGA
This is a messenger RNA of Geodia barretti, 654 nucleotides long. The record is from the annotation of a GenBank genome assembly. NCBI's taxonomy places the organism in Eukaryota, Metazoa, Porifera, Demospongiae, Tetractinellida, Geodiidae.